Molecule: messenger RNA, 480 nt
Organism: Symbiodinium natans
Lineage: Eukaryota; Dinophyceae; Suessiales; Symbiodiniaceae
Source: the annotation of a GenBank genome assembly
AUGGUGCUAUCGCAGCUCUCGCACUGCUCUUGUAGUUGUCAGGCCAUCUGGCACACGGCUCUCGUGGUGGAGUGGCCAGAAGCAGCACGUCAGGUUCUCAAUGCAAAGCAGUUGCAGGAUCGUUGGGCGUCCCUUGCUCGCAGGUUCCUGGGCUACACUUCCAAGUCGCGCCUGCAGAUCAACAGCUUCUUGAUCAGGCUGAUCAUAGACUCUGUGCGUUAUGAUGAGUGCCACUAUGACCUCCUGACGAACAACUGCAAUCACUUCACCGACAAGUUGCUCUUCUUUCUCCUGGGUGAGCACAUGCCGCGUGCAGUGCUCCGUCAACAUGACCUGGUCAGACAGGGCUUUCGAGGUCGACUACUGUGUGGGCUUCUGCGUUCCCACAUUCAGCUGGUGCAGACUGUCGAAGGAUUCCUGGACAGGGUACACGCUUGGGCCUUUGCGGGAGUUCCCUUGCGAGAUGUUCUCUGGACGUGA